GAUAUUGACGUUCCCAAGGAGACUUGGUAUUGGCUAGAACCUGAAGAGGAAGACAAAAUGGAUGAGGAAGACAAGGAAGAUGAAUGCGCAACCUCAGACUUAAGUGUAUCAGAAAAGCUCCACAUCCUGACUGCCUAUUUGAGAGAACAACACUUUUACUGCAUUUGGUGUGGAACGACCUAUGAAGACUCUGAAGAUUUAUCUUCAAACUGCCCUGGAGACAGUGCUGCAGACCAUGACUAA
Molecule: messenger RNA, 243 nt
Organism: Cariama cristata (Red-legged seriema)
Lineage: Eukaryota; Metazoa; Chordata; Aves; Cariamiformes; Cariamidae
Product: G patch domain-containing protein 11-like
Exons: 3
Cellular component (GO): kinetochore
Source: RefSeq, a predicted model, not a curated record